GUGGUCGUCAUCACAACAUCACGUCGAUGUAUUGGUGAUUCAUGGUUUUCUACACGUCGGGCUUCAUGUUGCUUGUAUGAUCUAACCGCGAUGUUGCACGUUACUCAUUUGCUCGGGAGGAUUGUAUCGAGGCUUUGCGAUGAUGAAGAAUUCAACGCGUUUGAUUGUGAUGGUUCUGACUGGUUUCUACCGGCUAGAUACAUACAACCACAUCUGGUGGGAUGUGGGACGUUCGGACAAGUUUGCUCUGUCUUGGACUCUUUCACAAACGAUCGUGUCGUCAUCAAGAAGCUAUACAAAGCAUUUGACACAGGGACUCACGCACGUCGAACUCACAGGGAGCUAAUUCUUCUACAUCACAUGAAUCACGAAAACGUUGUUGGGUUGUUGGAUGCAUUUACUCCUGAUUGUUGUGCACAGAGCUUGACUGACAUAUAUUUAGUCACUGCUUAUAUGUCAAGAACACUUCAUUGCGUUAUCGGUUCAGAACCCAAUCUCUCAAUGGACAAAAUCAAUCUACUAGUUUAUCAAAUCCUUCGAGGUCUUAAGUAUAUUCAUUCUGUUGGGGUGAUUCAUAGGGAUCUGAAACCGAGUAAUAUUGUUGUUGAUAGUGAAUAUCGUCUAAAGAUAAUUGACUUCGGUCUUGCUCGUGUUGCCUCCAAUUCUAUGAUGACUGGCUAUGUAGCGACACGCUGGUAUCGCGCACCAGAGGUGAUGUUCAACUGGGAAAAGUACGGAAACUCAGGCAAACUUGAUGUUUGGUCUGUUGGUUGUAUAAUGGCACAGAUGUUGACCGGCAAGCCAUUGUUUCCCGGACAAAAUUGUCUUGAUCAAAUACGACUUAUCAUUGACUUUCUGGGUACACCUUCUGAUCAUUUCUUAGUGACAGUUGAAGAGGCAGCUCGAGAAUUUCUCUUGUCUCUUCCACCUGCACAGAAGACCAAUUUUAUCAACUACUUUCACCGUGCCAACACUGACGCAUUAGAUUUGCUAGACAAAAUGCUUCAACUCAACAUGAGAGAUCGCAUAAGUGCAUCUGAAGCUCUGAAGCAUUCUUACUUCUCGCUUCGGCAUGACAACCAACCAGAAGAGUUGCUGCCAGCAGUAAGACCGUUUCAUGAUCCAUUGGAAGAGCAGAGUUUGUCAGUGGAAGAGUUCAAAUGUCUCGUCUUUGCACAGUUGAAAGAAAUUUCGAGAUGGAAAUCAAAGAACCCCAGCAUUCCCUGUUGUCAGGGCAACCUACAAAUGCCAGAACUGGAUUGUAUGUAGCAUUGAAAGGAAAACAAGGCACACAGCUUGGAUCUUGAAUGAAGCCAGAGUAUCUGCUCUUAUGGUUUCCUCUAGAGCCGGAAUGCAUGGAAAUUUGGGACUCCGCCCACAUUUGGACUGAUGUGGGUAGUCCAACUUGUUAAUAUUAACAUAUUGAAUACGGGUCAUGGACAUAACCAGAAUCACAGUUUUGAUAGAUUCAUGUUGACUGAUUAUAGUCGUGAUAGUAAGUUCAAUUGGCACUGAGCUGCAGCAUAAAUUCUUUAUUAUUAAUAUUAAUUAUAUUAAUUAAUUUUGAAAGUUAA
Molecule: messenger RNA, 1574 nt
Organism: Corticium candelabrum
Lineage: Eukaryota; Metazoa; Porifera; Homoscleromorpha; Homosclerophorida; Plakinidae
Exons: 13
Coding region: 91-1269 (392 amino acids)
Biological process (GO): intracellular signal transduction; protein phosphorylation
Cellular component (GO): nucleus; cytoplasm
Molecular function (GO): MAP kinase activity; ATP binding
Source: RefSeq, a predicted model, not a curated record